AACUAUAACUUGUGUGCUAAUUAACACUUGGUUUGGUGUGUUAGCUCAUCUUCUACUUCUCAUUCAAAAGUGUCUUACACAUCCCAUUUACCUGCACUUUCUCUACACAUUUUCCCUUCAUGGAAUUGCCAGUGAAGGCAUCGGUUUCCGAUGGCCGGAAAGCCUUUUCCCGGUUGGAAACCAAGAAUCUGUCUUACAAAUUGUGCAGCAACUUUGAUGAGUACUUGAGUUGGGUUACUUGUUGUAGUGGGGUUUCAAAGGGAGGUUCUAAUAAGUGUAUUCUGAAAGAUGUGAGUUGUGAAGCUAGGCCUGGAGAGAUUACUGCCAUUGCUGGUCCUAGUGGGGCUGGAAAAACUACAUUGUUAGAGAUUCUUGCUGGAAAGAUUUCAUUGCAGAAAGUGUCAGGUCAAGUGCUUGUUAAUGACAGGCCUAUGGUUGCUAGUUGUUUUCGGAAAAUUUCUGGGUAUGUCACCCAAGAUGAUGCUCUAUUUCCAUUACUUACAGUUGAAGAAACACUGAUGUUUAGUGCACUUCUGAGGCUACCAGUAGGGCGCAAAGAGGCUGCCGCAAGAGUGAGAGUUUUGUUGAAGGAGCUUGGACUAGGUCAUAUUGCAAGUUCAAGAAUUGGUGAGGGAUCAAGUUUUGGCAUUUCAGGUGGCGAAAGGCGAAGAGUUUCGAUUGGCGUUGAUUUAGUUCAUGACCCUGCUGUUGUUCUGAUUGAUGAACCAACUUCAGGGUUGGAUUCAGCGUCAGCUCUCCAUACAGUGACCCUGCUUAAAUCAAUGGUGGUUAAUCAAGGUAAGACGAUUGUUUUAACCGUCCACCAGCCUGGUUUUCGAAUCCUGCAGCUGUUUGAUCGGCUUGUUUUGCUUUCAAAUGGAUUUGUUGUUCAUAAUGGGACAUUGAAUCUUCUUGAAGAGAGGCUAAAGAUUGCUGGUCACUACAUUCCUCGCCAUGUCAAUGUGCUAGAAUUUGCCAUUGAUGUCAUUGAAAGCUUGGUUCCCCGAAUUCCAGCAACUCAAACCAACCACCACUGUCAUCUACAGAUUAGAAAGGAUAAAGAAGAUAAUCUUGAAAGUAAGCUUUUCUCAUACCAUAACUCUCGAUUUGAGGAGAUUUUAGUACUAGGGCAAAGAUUUUGCUAUAACAUAUUCCGGACCAGGCAACUUUUUGCCACAAGAGUAAUACAAGCCUUGGUAGCUGGUUUAGUCCUCGGAACCAUAUACAUGAAUGUUGGCAAUGAUAUAGGAAGGAUUGCGCUACAAACCCGAAUUGGAUUCUUCGCUUUCAGCCUCACAUUCAUGUUAUCUUCCUCAACAGAAGGUCUGCCGAUUUUCUUGCAAGAGCGAAGAAUUCUAACGAGGGAAACUUCCAGAGGAGCUUACCGAGUUUCUUCCUAUGUUUUAGCAAACACUCUCAUCUUCAUUCCUUUUCUUCUGAUGGUUGGUCUUCUCUUCACCACUCCAGUUUACUGGCUGGUUGGCUUGAGAAGGGACAUUGAUGGGUAUCUUUACUUCUCUCUGGUGGUCUGGAUGGUUCUUCUCAUGGCCAAUUCAUUUGUCGCAUGUUUCAGUGCUCUUGUGCCCAACUUCAUCAUGGGAACAUCAGUAAUUGCAGGCCUUAUGGGAUCUUUCUUUCUGUUUUCUGGGUAUUUUAUAUCGAAGAACAGCAUACCUAACUACUGGAUUUUCAUGCAUUACUUGAGCAUGUUUAAAUACCCAUAUGAAUGUUUUAUGAUAAAUGAAUAUGGAGGAGAGCAAGGCAAAACAAAGUGCUUAGAGGUUAAAAAUGGAGAAUGCAGUUUGCAUGGAAGUGAGUUCUUACAGCAACAAGAUCUGACAGAGUCAAAGAAAUGGAUCAAUUUAGCUGUGAUGUUGAGUUUCAUCAUCGGCUACAGAGUUCUUUGUUUCUUUAUAUUGUGGUUCAGAUGUUACAGAACCAGAAAUUAGAUAAAAAGUUUUACAAAAGGAUAGACAUAUACAUAUGCUUUCUCCUUCUCUUUCUUUUCUUUUUCUUUUUCUUUUUUUCCUUAUUCUUUUACUCAUUUAUCAGUAUGAUAAGCAAUCCAUUGUAUGAUCUUUAUAUACAUUCAUUGAUAAAGGAAUUCUUGCCUAUACUAAUCCAGGAUUGGCUUUGUUGCUCCAUAUACUGUACAUG
Pistacia vera is the source of this 2157-nucleotide messenger RNA. RefSeq names its product ABC transporter G family member 10-like. Gene Ontology annotation, molecular function: ATP hydrolysis activity; ABC-type transporter activity; ATP binding. The transcript has a single exon. NCBI's taxonomy places the organism in Eukaryota, Viridiplantae, Streptophyta, Magnoliopsida, Sapindales, Anacardiaceae. Bases 120 to 1949 code for a protein of 609 amino acids. The record is from RefSeq and is a predicted model, not a curated record. Gene Ontology annotation, cellular component: membrane.